GAGGCUUCCGGUUCCGGCCGGGCCUGUGCGAGCCGCGCCUGGCAGUGCCCCCUUACCCCUACCCCGGAGGGACCAGAGACGCCCCCCCCCGCUUAUCCUGGGGGCAAGGCAAGGGCCAGGGGGCUCCCCCCCGAAUCCAAUCCUGCCGCACAGGGACCAGCCCCUACCCGGGGCGCGGAGGAGGCUGGGGCAGCGCCACAUACCGGCUGUGCCCCCUCCCGGGCGGAGAUGGAAGCCAAUGCAGCCAGCGAUGAGGGUGUGCAUUUCCAGAGCUACCCCUUCGACUUCCUGGAGUUCCUGAACCACCAGCGCUUCGAACCUAUGGAGGCUUAUAACCACGAGCACGCCAAAGCCGUCGCUUCCCUCCCCUGCCCGCAGCCACAGUACGAGUACGCCCAGCCGCCUACCGCCGCCCCUCCUACUCACUUUGACCGCGUCCCUCCAACCGUCGGCACCUCCAAGCCCAAAACCGAGGGUCCCUCCUCCUCUUCCUCCUCCACCGCUUCUGCCAACGUUCAAGUCAAGAAACCCGACCCCGGGGGCCCCGCGUCACAGCAGCAGCCAUCCCAACAGCAACCACAACCCCCGUACAGCGCUCCAGCGGUGGUUCCACCAACAGGCCAGCCUCUCUUUGAUACUACAGCAGCUGCAGCCGCUGCCGCAGCUGCCUACAACACUCCUCAGUGGGGUAUUGUGGACCUUUCCGGCCACCAGCACCUCUUUAACAGUCUGAAACGUGGACAGGUGCCCCCGCAGGCCACCUCCUCUGUAACCCCGGACAGCCAGUCCCUCAAGGACGACAAGAACUAUUUCCGGCGCUUGAAGUACUUCAUCGAUCGGCGCUUCCCGUGUGGAGUGUGCCAGAAGUCUUUCAAGCAGUCGUCCCACCUGGUGCAGCACAUGCUGGUGCAUACGGGCGAACGGCCGUACGAGUGCACCACCUGCGGGCGCACCUACAAUCACAUCUCCAGCCUCAUCCGGCACCGGCGCUGUCACAAGGACACCGAGGAUGCCACAGCGGCUGCCAACGUAGCGGCGGCCGCCAAUGCGGCUGCGGCCGCCGUGGCUGCAGCUGCUGUGGCCAGCGCCGUAGCUAACCCUGGUGCCGAGGGAGCCUCCCAAGCUUCCUCCCAAAGCAGCAACCCGCAGGUGGUGCCGGCACCGACUGGGGCAAUGGCUGCCUCUGCUCUGGGUGCCGCCAUCGCUCAGACAGAGGGCCCUUUCACCUGCUCUCUGUGCUGGAAGGUGUUUAAAAAGCCAAGCCACUUGCACCAGCACCAGAUCAUCCACACCGGCGAGAAGCCGUUCUCGUGCUCCGUCUGCCAGAAAAGCUUCAACCGCCGCGAGAGCCUGAAGCGUCACGUGCGCACCCACUCGGAUCUCCUGCGAGUCCAGUGCGGGGUGUGCGGCAAGGAGUUCCGGGAUGCCUCCUACCUGCUCAAACACCAGGCCACCCACGCCCCGCCCGGAACCAUCCCCCCGCGCCCGGAAUACAAGUGUGACAUCUGCGGCAAGGGCUACGUGGCUCCCCAGAACCUCCUGCGCCACCGGCAGCUGCAGCACGAGGGAGCCCAACUGACCAAGGACGGCGCGAACGCUGCGUUGUCUUACUUGCCGCCAGGCGCGUAUCUCCUUCCCCAAGACGGUCAGGCUACCAGUUCUGAUGGAGACACCAAGCCUGCAACGUAUGGGCUCUUGGGCGCCCACCCGCUGCUGGUGGGGACGGCAGCGGGCAAGAAUUUCUGCUGCGGGAUUUGUGGCCGUGGGUUUGGCCGGAGGGAGACGCUCAAACGGCACGAACGGAUCCACACAGGCGAGAAACCCCACCAGUGCGCCGUGUGCGGGAAGCGCUUCCGCGAAUCCUUCCACCUCAGCAAACACCACGUGGUGCACACGCGGGAGAGGCCCUACAAAUGUGAUAUCUGUGGGAAGGUUUUUGGUUACCCGCAGAGCUUAACCCGCCACAAACAGAUCCACCGGCUGCAGCUGCCUUGCUCUUUGCCCCCCAUGGGGCCUUCGCUGACACCCAUGGGACCCUCGCUGCCUCCACCUCCUGAGGGGCUGACCUACGGGUGUUCUGACUGCGGAGAGCGCUUCCCUGACCUCUUCCACGUCAUGAGCCACAAGGAAGUCCACGUGGCUGAGAAGCCAUACCCGUGCGAUGCCUGCGGCAAGUGCUUUGGCUUCAUUGAGAAUCUCAUGUGGCACAAACUGGUCCACCAGGCGGCUCCUGAGCGGCUCCUGCCCCCGGACGAGACAGCUGCAGCCGUGGCGCCCCUGGAGAACGGGCUUGCCGGUGGCGACAGUACGGUGGCAUCUUUUGAGGAUCACCACCCCACCUUGCCAAGCGGGGAACGCUUCUCCUGCUCCAUCUGUGGCCAGACCUUCAAGCAUUUCCUGGGGCUGGUCACCCACAAGUACGUGCACCUGGUGCGCCGCACACUGGCCUGUUCAGUGUGCGGACAGAGCUUUGCGGGGGCCUACGACCUGCUGCUGCAUCGCCGCACUCACCUGCAGAAACGCCAUUUCUCUUGUCCGGUCUGCGGCAAGCGCUUCUGGGAGGCGGCCCUCCUGAUGCGCCACCAGCGGUGCCACACAGAGGAGCGCCCGUACCGCUGUGCCGUCUGUGGCCGUGGCUUCCUGCGCUCGUGGUACCUGCGCCAACACAAGGUGGUGCACACCGGCGAGCGGGCCUACAAAUGCGCUCUCUGCAACAAGCGCUUCGCGCAGUCGUCCAGCCUGGCCGAACAUCAGCGCCUCCACGUGGUGGCCCGGCCCCAGCGCUGCCCCACCUGCGGCAAGACCUUCCGCUACCGCAGCAACCUCCUGGAGCACCAGCGAGUCCACCUGGGCGAGAAGGUCUACCGCUGCGACCGCUGCUCCAAGAGCUUCUUCUACCUGUCGUCCAUCCUGCGCCACCAGCGCUCCCACGAUGCCAAGCGCGAGCUGCGCUGCGGAGCCUGCCUCAAGCUCUUCAAGGACCCCAAGUAUUUCAGCAAACACCUCCAGGCUCACCAGGGCGGGCGGCCCUUCAAGUGCAGCACCUGCGGGGAGGCCUUCUCCAACACCUAUGGUCUCAAGAAGCACCGCCACAUCCACAAGAUGGAGCGCUUUGCUGCCAUGGGGGCCCCCAAGGAACAACAUCCCUAGUGUUGAGAGAGCUACAGGAAAGAUGGGUGGUCCCAGGGCAGGAAAGGGGGCUAGUUCCAGGUUAUUGUAAGCCAUAAAGGGAGGGGGGGGGGAGUUUCCAUAUCGUAAGCAAAACGUGCUCGUUUGAAGUGAGGUGGCACCGUUGGGGAUGGGUUGGGUGGGGCAAGCCACGUCAAACCAGAGAGGGGAUGCACAAGGGCUUAACGAGGAAGGACAGUUGCUACACUGUGGCCUGCUACUGCUCUGUUCCCUAUAACAAAAAUACCCGUAAUCCUUUCCACCACAGAUUCUCCAGGGUGAUGGGGGGGGGGGAUGAUUGCUACACAGUCAACCGGUUCCCCACGGAGAGCGGAAGUGGCUUUGGACAUGGAAGUCUUGGGAAGAGAGGGCGGGGGUGGCUGAAGGGCGGUGUUUCUGUCCUAAGGCCAAUUGCUGAAAGGGAACAGAAGCCAAACUGGGUUCCCAUCUGCAGGAAAGCCUGGUGCUUUCUGCAGUCCCCUUUAGCCACUGUGGAAUGUUAGAACCACCACACCCUAGAAGAACGAUGGUACAGUCGCUUCAGUGUGCCGUUAAGGGUUACAUUUUUGAACGUCCCCUCGCAUAACUCUUCCUGCACAUGGAAAGUUAGACUGUCAGGGAGAAGGGUUUGGGCACAGCACCCCUGAUGUGCCACCUUUCCAUUGGCAGGGGGAAUUGAAUACGGAGAGCAUUCAGACAUGCGAUUUCCCUAGCUGAAUUCUAAAAUGUCAGUCCCAGGAGGGGACUGUGUUACACAAGAGUUAUUUUUACCAACCGGUGAAUUCGCCUUCAGAAGGUAGUAAGUGCAAACGCAUCUUUGGUUGUCCCGUUUGAAGACCGUGGCAUGCGCCUUCUCUUUUGAGUUAGUCAGUGCUCCAGAAUGUGGAGAUUUUUGUAUUAUCCAAUGUGCCGUUGCACCUAGCUAAAUGAACCCCACCCCAUUAAUGCCAAAUGCCUUUUCUGAAGCUACGAAUAGAGCGGGCCGGCUGUGGGGGCUGUGGCAGGUGGUCAUUCAUGCACAGGCCAAGCCCCGCUUGUUUUGUGUAGCCCCACCCCCUCAGCUCCAUUGGUUGAGCCAGGAAAGCAAACUGAAUCGGUGACCACUCAUAACCCAGGCCAGGAUGACAUGUCACUUCUGCUUCUCCAUAUCCAUCUGUUGACGUUCAUUCUCUCCUCUGAGGCCUGAACCACGGGCCCCUCCCUUGCCCAGCAUUUCGUCUUCCCCAGACCUUCAAAUCUAAUGCCCGCUUGCCACUGUGCCGCUGGCGCGCCUCAUAGUAACAUCCUCAUAGUCCUGUCAUGGAACUACACCUCCAAAGAGGGGACCCUGAUGUAAUACAGACGAAAGAGAUUCUUGCUAUUGGUCUGGCUUCCCUGUGUUUCUCCUGUGUUCUCUUCCCCACAACCCCCUGCCAAUUUUUCUUCUUUCAGCAAAUUGUGGGGCACAUCAUAGCUCGGGGUGUGUGUGUGUGUGUGUGUGGCCGAUGUACUACAAACAACCAAAGAGUUCUAAAAGCGCCUCUUUUCCUCCUUUGGACACUAUGCCGGACAUUCCAUUCUCCUUAUAGUAUAUCCUUCCAUCCCCCCCCCCGCGCACACACCCCUUUGUGAUCUAGGUAGGGAAUUUGGUGCAGCAUUUGGCGAUCCAGCGUUCCAUUUAAACCAGCUGGAUGGAUGUAGGUUGAAGAAAGGGAGAUGCAUUUUUGCAGGGGAAAAGAUACCUCGUGACAAAACGUUGGACCGACUGACCGGUCCAGCCAGGCUAAUGUCUUGCCUCCUGCAGUGAUGGGUUCUGGAUCGUCAUUUUUUUUAAAAAAAAACAACCUUUAUCUUGAAGUUUAAAAAAUGAGCAUGUGGCGAAAAUCCAGUGGACUCUUUCUGCUUCUGUCUGCCUUACGUGGAAACCAUUUUUCCAUGUAUUCUUCCCUGGCCUCCUAAUUUAAACAUUGCUUUUUUAAAAAAAAUCCCUUUACGAAUACACUGUCCCUCUUUAUCCCAUAUCUACUUAUCAGAAGUAGCUCUUCUGCAUUUUAGUUGAGUAGCGUAUCCACAGAAAUCCCGUGGAAAGGAAUGAUAAUCUCCAAACGUUUUGGACUCCAAAGGCUAAUCUGUGUGCCACCAACCUUUUACUCUCGAUAAAAUGAGUUAAUUGACCUACCCAGCGAGUGAAUUGUCAAAUUCUGCUUUCCCGAUUGAACAGUGAAACUAAGGAGAUGGGGGGGGGGGAGAGAGAGAGAGAGAGAGAAAAGUUUUAUGCUUUCUCACAAGAGAAAAUACUGCUUCAGAAUCACCCCACCAUCUGCCUUUGGCCCAAGCACGUGGACUUCCAAUGGAAUUUCUCCUUGAGUAAUUGACAGGUCUGGAAUGUACGAGACAAGUUUCACAAUUCACUGUGAAAUUCCUGCUUCAGUGGAAAACGGAUUUUAUAGCGUUCAGCCAGGUGUUGCUUAUGUUCACAAUAGUGACCUGUUUCCUACAAACGAGAACGUGUAGUCUCUCUUUUCUAGGUGUCUUUUUAAAGUUUCCUGCCCUCGCUUAAUAUGGCUUAGUUAUCCUUAACACCCUUUUAGUACUCAUUGUUAAAAUGAUUAGAAAGUGACAUUCGUUCAGUGCAUAUUUUUGGGAUGAGGGGGGGAAGAGGACAGAGCAGGAAGAAUGCGAGUUCUUUUCUAGCCACGGCAGAAUGUGGGCACGUAGAACUCGCUAGCAAAGGCUCACCUGACCCUGAUAAUGUUGCUUCGGAGCUCUUUAACAAGGGAUAUUUGCAGUCUUCCUUUCAAGGAGUUGUUUCAUUUUCUCCAGGUAUAAGUUUCUGUUCUCUGCAGCGGGUGGGAUUUUGCUUGCUGGUACAAUGUGAUGUGAAUUAGCCUCUGAAACACAUCGCUGUCACGAUCAAUAGGACAGACAAGUAUCUCUGGAAAGGGAGCCAAUGGAUUUUAGAGCAAAAGGCAUGGGUAGCAGAACGCUUUGGGUUGAGACCUGUGGUGGAGACUGGUAGGAACAUAGACAUUGGAGUUCUGGGUUUUUAUUCUGGUUGGGAAGCAAGAGUUUUCUGGCAUACCCAUCUUGGUUUAGAGAAUAUGAUCAAGUUUUCCUUUUGCAUUGCUCUGGAAUACCCCUAGUUGGAUUCUGCACCCUGAAUUGUGUACUGCUAGGAUGCCACGUCGUGUGGGUAUCUGUUGACACUAAACUCCUCUGCCUGUGAAUUGGAAUUGCGAAGCAGGGACUGGGGAAGAGAUUCCAUCUGAGACACCACAACCCACGCAGCCAUUGACCAAGAACUACUUCUGCCCUUCCAGUUUUUUGGGGGGAGAAUUUGGGAUGUUGUGAUUAUGACUUAAUGGCAGGAUACUCUUCUUGUACUGGCCAAACUGGGAGACGGAUAUGCCUGAGACAAGACUCAAAAAAACCCCAGACUGCAGCUGUUCCAUCCUUUGGAUGAAGAUUCAUGUCGUCAACUGAACCCAGCCCUUCAUUAUCAUGUUAGCAGAUGACUUUUUUAUAUUAAUACAGAUAUAUAAAUGCAUACAUUAUAUAUAAAUUCUUCUUUUCUAACUACCCCCCCUUUUCUUCCUUUGGCCACAGAGCGCAGUUCCUUUGGUGCCAAGAUAUCCUCUGUGUUAACCAAGUGUACUAAAAUAUGUAUAGAACCCCUUCUCAUCACCCGUGCAGCUUUUGGGCCUGGACUGUGACAAACCCUCGUUGUACCCCUUGGGAACUGUACAGUGUGUGUGUUUCUCAGUCAAGGUGGGGGGACUGCCGCGUGUUCGUGUUUUAAACCAAGCAGUUGCUAAAAGUGUCUGAUUUACAAUGUACAGACUAAACAAACAUUAAAACGAGAAAAAAGGGGGGAAACGUCUGUGCCGUGCCUUGAAUGGGAGCUGGGCUUGUUUACCUCAGAGGCCCCCUGCUUUUUUGGGCCUGCAGGCACCUUUGGGAUUCCGAUACGGGGUGGGGAGGGGGGAGCAAUCACAAAAUGGCUGCCCCAGGAGGUGGAGUCAACCACACAGUAUCCGGGAGCAAGGUUGUAUAUAACUCACAGUAACUCUUCAGCAUUUCUUUUUCUGUAACUCUUUUGUGGAUAAAAUAAAAAUUAUUUUUAAAAAACA
Messenger RNA from Sphaerodactylus townsendi, 7277 nucleotides. It is a transcript of the gene ZNF865, whose product is annotated as zinc finger protein 865. NCBI's taxonomy places the organism in Eukaryota, Metazoa, Chordata, Lepidosauria, Squamata, Sphaerodactylidae. Bases 229 to 3150 code for a protein of 973 amino acids. The transcript has 2 exons. The record is from RefSeq and is a predicted model, not a curated record.